Molecule: messenger RNA, 3624 nt
Organism: Cuculus canorus (common cuckoo)
Lineage: Eukaryota; Metazoa; Chordata; Aves; Cuculiformes; Cuculidae
Gene: CARNMT1
Product: carnosine N-methyltransferase 1
Exons: 8
Coding region: 71-1369 (432 amino acids)
Molecular function (GO): S-adenosylmethionine-dependent methyltransferase activity
Source: RefSeq, a predicted model, not a curated record
GCGCCGGAAGUGGUGGUGGGCAGAGCGCGCGCGCGACGGGCGCGAUCGUCAGGGCCGGCUGCUAGCGGGGAUGCUGGCCGCGUGCGCCGUGACCCGCAAAGCGCAGCCGCCGCCCCCGGGCGAGAAGGACCCGCCGGCCAAGGCGAUGCGCAGGGGGCUGCGGCGGGGCCACGAGGAGUGGCCCGGAGAGAGCGGCGAGGCCGAGCGGGCGGCGGCGCUGAGCGAGGAGCGGCGGAGGCGGCAGCCGCGAGAACCGAGGGCGCCGGUGGCGGCGGGCGGGGCGGAGGAGCCGGAGGAGGAGCGCCUGGAGCGGGAGCAUUUCCGAAGGAUCAUCAACGCCUUCCGAUACUACGGAACGAAUAUGCAUGAACGAGUGAACAGAACAGAGAGACAGUUUAAAUCUCUCCCAGCUAACCAACAGAGUCUUCUUCCUCAAUUCCUUCCUCACCUUGACAAGAUUCGGAAGUGCAUUGAUCAUAAUCAACAGAUGCUACAGACUAUUGUGAAUGACUGCGCUCAUAUGUUUGAAAAUAAAGAAUAUGGAGAAGACGGAAGAGGGAAGAUUACACCAGCUUCAACAUUUGACAUGGAUAAAUUAAAAUCCACUUUGAAACAAUUUGUGAGAGACUGGAGUGAAGAGGGAAAGCCUGAGAGAGAUUCCUGCUACCAGCCAAUCAUUAGUGAAAUUGUAAAGAACUUCCCGAAAGAAAGAUGGGAUUUCUCCAAAGUUAAUAUCCUGGUACCUGGUGCUGGGCUAGGUAGAUUGGCGUGGGAAAUAGCUAUGCUCGGUUAUGCUUGCCAAGGAAAUGAAUGGAGCCUCUUUAUGCUCUUUUCUUCUAACUUUGUACUCAACAGAUGCUCUGAAAUUAACUCAUGUAAGCUUUAUCCCUGGAUUCAUCAGUUUAGCAAUAACAGAAGAUCUGCUGAUCAGAUACGGCCAAUUUAUUUCCCUGAUGUUGAUCCUCACAGUCUUCCUUCUGGUUCAAACUUCUCUAUGACAGCAGGGGAUUUUCAAGAAAUUUAUUCCGAGCAUAAUGCAUGGGACUGCAUAGCAACUUGCUUUUUCAUAGAUACAGCACAUAAUGUUAUUGAUUACAUUGAUACCAUAUGGAAAAUACUAAAGCCUGGAGGAAUAUGGAUAAAUGUAGGUCCCCUCCUUUACCACUUCGAAAAUUUGGGAAAUGAACUUUCUAUAGAAUUAAGCUACGAGGAUAUAAAAAAUGUCAUACUUCAAUAUGGAUUCCAUAUAGAGGUGGAGAAAGAAUCUGUACUGUCAACUUACACUGUGAAUGAACUCUCCAUGAUGAAAUACUACUAUGAAUGUGUGUUGUUUGUGGUGAGAAAACCAGAACAGAAGUGGUCUGAAUAGGUUGAUAGAAAAAAAUGUUGGCUUGAAAUGCAGAAAUGAGAGUAAAAAGGACUGGGUGAUGUCUGGACACAACCUCAAAUCAGUGGUGCCUUCUUAUUCGUAAUAGGAUUUAGAUAGUGUCUAUUUUCUUAAUAUCUUGCUAUCCAGACAUGUACUAUGCCAUGCAUUAUUUGUAAUAUACUUGUGAAAACAGAGGAGGAAUUCUUCACAUACACUGUCUUUGUGCUUUGGAAUGCAUUAAAAAUAAAAUAAAAAUAAAAGCAAAAACAUUUUCUUGAGAAUAAAGUGUAAUGUUUGCCAUAAAUAGGCUAAUUCUCUGCAUAUGCUGCCUGACUUUUCAUAGAUUCAUAAUGAUCUUUUUAUUUUUACUUUAAGGUACUAGCAAUGCAUAGAGGUGCUUACUGUAGUAGCUGUGUCAUUUAGAGAAGUAUUUCUAAAUGUGUACAUAAUUUAUGAAAUUUGAAUGGUUGGAAAGUGAUAAAGUUAUUCUUAAUAGAUAAAAUAGCCAUCAGAACUGUUAAAGCAUUUUCUGUAGAACUGAAAUGAAGUAGAUUAUUAUACAAAUUCUAAUCUUUGACUAUACCACUGUUAACAAUUUAAUCAAACCAGAAUCUAUAGGCAAUUCAAAAUACUAUGUGAAAGCAGAGUACUGAGUGAAGAAAAAGCAGCAUGUCACAAGGGAGUGGUAUGUUAACCUCAGUUCAGGAAUAACAUCAAUUCUGAUUAAUUUCUUGGUGUUAAAACUGAAAUACUUUAGAUGCUUUCACUGAGAGGUGUCACAUUAGCUGUUUUGUCUUCUUAAUGUACGGUUGCCUUAAGUACUAUUUUUAUCUCUUUCCAAAAAUAUAAAAACAUUGUGAAAAGGAGUCAUGGGGUUUUUCACAUUUGGUCAUAAUGGCACUGGACAAUAGCUUGUUUUGUUUACUAUUGUUUUUAGUCCUGUUUUUCAUGGUCAUCAUGUCCUAAUCGCAUUUCUUUAAUAGAUAUGUUACUGGCUUUAGGAUUUUUCCAAUUAGAGCUAGAAAUUUGUGCUUUUUUUCCUAAAUUGAAAGUCUGCAAGGAGGGAAAAUGCAAACUUCUAGCGUCAACACUGCAUACAAGAGCCCACGCCUGGGUAUGUUUCAGUACUGUGCCUCUUUCUGCUUAGAAUCCUCAUUGAAAGUAAAGGCUCUGGUCCACAGACUCAUUCAAUCAGACCUUUCCUUAGUCUUAUUUGAACUCUUCCUCCUGAAAGAUUUAGCACCGUAAAUGAACUGUGAAAGUUCUACCUACCCUGCUCCAAGAAAAAAGUGUUUAAAGAUGAAACACUGCCAUUGCAACAAGUAGAUUAAAAUAAAAGCCUUUACACACCUAAAAAUAGUUUUAAAAAUUGCGUUAUUUUCCUUAUUUCACUCUUUAUUUUUUGAGGGACUUUGUGAUUCUUUGCUUUCACUGUUUCCCCCCCGCCCCCAUAGAAAGAAUGUGAGUAGCAUUUUACUUGAUUUUCAAGCUUGAAAUAAGACGUUAAGUGAAUCCUGGGUGUUCCGUUGCAGGGUUGUGUAUAUAUCUCUAAUAUUACCCAAUUUCUGCCUCUCACCCAGUCUAGCUAGUGCGGACAGGUGGUAUUCUUGUGUUUUAACACAUAGGCAGGUGAACUCGAGCUUCAGUAUCAAUACCCUUUGUUCUGGUAGUUCUGUUCUUUGCCACCCCACCUUGUCACAAGCACCAUUUUUCGGGCUUGGAACAUGUUUUAGGUCAGGUAUAUAUUUACAUGCUUCUAUUUUUAAUCUAGAAAACACCAGUUUUCCCCAGUGUUGUCCUUUUAAAUUGGAACAUUCAUAUUAAGAGCUGGAAGCAGAAGAAUCUUGUGAAUAAACUGUUAUGAGUUAGUGUUUUACCUGCAGUCCUAUUUGAGUUAUUCAAAUUCAUUGCUUGUAUUUUUAUGCACGGGGAUACUUAAUGUGAUUUAAUGUGAUCACAUUUGUCUUUACAGCGGUAAAAAUGCUUACUGUGUUUUAUCUGCUGAAGCCAAGACCGUUUAAUUUAGGUCACUGUUAAACCGUACGUGGUAUCGGCUGUGAAUGCCGCAUAAUCUUCAGUGUAAUACUUAAUAACACGUGGUGGGUUUGUCAAACUUGAACUGUCCUGUAAUUUAUUUUUAUGUAAAAUAUAAAAUAAUCAGCGACGAGGGUGGAAGUGGGAGGUUUUGUGUCUCUGCAUGACCUCGUUGCUGUAACAGACCUGCUUUUACUUGGAUAUUAAAGUUCGUAGCGUGA